AUGUCGGGCGGGCGGCUGGCGGGAUCCGAGGCGAGCAAGACCGAUCGUGGCCUCGGGGCACUUCCACCGGAGCUCGUGCUUGGCAUAGCAGUGUACCUCCCCGCGCAGGCCUACCUUGCCCUCGCCUGCACCUCCUCCCGCAUGCAUCGUUUUCUUCUCGCCGACGCCUUUGCCGCAGACAAGGCCGCCGCCCGGACAGGUCUCGCCGCUUGCAUCCACCACGCCCGCUGGCGUGCAGCCGCCAUGGCGCUCGCCGUCACUCGCCCGGACGACCGCAACAUGCUUUGGGCCCAGGUGCCAUCUCCGCUCGCUGGCCUGUUUGAUCUCGACCCGCCGCCGCUGGGCGACUCGGAGUGGCUGGCCCUAGUCGAGGCGCUGGCUCGGGUAGGCGCACUCACUCACACUGGCGAUGGUGUUCCGUGCUGGCCGAUGGCGGCGAGUGCGGUGCUGAGCGGCUUGCCGGACGUUGCCAAAGCUGUCUUUCAUGUCUCGGAUGGCGUCGGGCGGGCUGCGAUGGUGCGGGCGGUGGCAAUGGUGGCCAACGAGGCGCUCGUCGAGUGGCUCCUCCUCCAUGAUGACGGCGAGCUUGCACUGGGCAUCGAUCAGGGCGUGCUGCUACGGAGAUGUGCUCUGCUUGGAAAGGAUCGGGCAGUAGCGGGGCUGCUGGCCUGUGGGCGGGUCGAUCCGGCCGCCAAGGACUCUGCAGCUGUCAGCCACGCCGCAGAGAACGGCCACCUCGACAUUGUCCGCAUGCUCUGUGACGAUCCACGGACCGAUCCGUCGGCCAGAAACAACAUCGCGCUGUACUGGGCUGCCACCAAUCGCCACUUUGACAUUGUCAACGAGCUCAUCCUCCAUCCGCAAGUCGACCCGAGCUCGCGGCGCAACCGGACGCUGCGAAUUGCUGUCGCCGCCGGUGCCGUCGAGACUGUCGCGCUGCUCUUGGCCGAUCCGCGGGUCGAUCCGACCGAGUGUGAAGCGCUCCGCGUAGCCUGUCGCACUGGUAGCAUGGCUGUGACCAACGCUCUCCUCGCCCAUCCACUCACCGAUCCGAACAUCGCUCUUCUCGAUGCAGUCAUGGCGCGCCAGACCGACUUUCUCGCCGCGCUCCUUGCCCAUCCACAAGCCGAUGCCAGCAUGACCCAGCCGACUCUGCCUGCGCUCUUCGCCGAGGUGCUGGGACCGCUGGUGGCUGCUGGCGGGAGCGGGGUGGAGCCCGAGGCGGCGGUGGCGGCCAUUCUGGGCGAUCCGAACCUGAGCCGACACGUCGAUGCUGCAGCGGAGCGGCUGGAGACAGCAGGCGAGGCGCUGGUCGAGGCUGCGCGGGCCUGUGUCCCGCUGCGGUCGGCAUGGACAGGCUUUUGGGCGAGUCUGGCUCCAGAAUCACGGGCCGCCUUCUGUCGAGCCGCCUGGGAUCUUCACGUCGAAGGCUCGGCUCUGGCGGCAGCGCUGGCCAUGCUGGCUCCCGGGCUAGACGCAGCAGGGCUGGCAUCGGUCACCACUUCGCCUGCUUUGGUAGCGGCGGCGGGAUCUGGAUCCGAAGACGAUCUGCUGGUGGCGGCGUUUGGAGCCGAGCCGGCGUCCGAGGUGCUCCCAGCACUGGCGGCGUAUCGCGUCUUCCUCGUCCGCCUCUUUGCCGUCUCGCUCAUCAACGUCACGCUCGGACUGGACGAGCACCCGAUGGACGGGCUGCUGUCUGCCGCCGAUGCUGCGGCGCGCGUGGAGCUGUUCCAGGCGUCGCUGGCUCCGGGUGCGGAUGCCGCUCGCGGAGUGGGAGCAGGAACGGGAGCGGGAGCUAUGCCGCCGCCGUCGUCGUCGUCCUCGACCGCGUUGUGGCUUUUCAAGCCGAUAGUCACUUUUGUGACGGUGUUUGUGGUGAUGGCAGCGGUGGUGGCGGCGGUCACGGAUCGGCCCGAGAUGAGCGGCGGCGGCGGAGCAGUGCACUCGCUCAACUAUGCGGCAGAGUGA
This is a messenger RNA of Thecamonas trahens ATCC 50062, 1968 nucleotides long. RefSeq lists its product as uncharacterized. The coding region runs from base 1 to 1968 and encodes 655 amino acids. The transcript has 2 exons. Gene Ontology annotation, molecular function: protein binding. Lineage: Eukaryota; Apusomonadida; Apusomonadidae. The record is from RefSeq and is a predicted model, not a curated record.